CUCCUCCUCUCCCUUUCACACUCCAAUAUGGCUUCACCCAGGUUCUUACCGUCUCUUCUCCGAUCAUCCCUCACUCGAUUUCCGCCGAAAUUCCAUUUUCCGAUCAUUUUCCGGAACCUCUCUUCUCAUCCUCCUCCGAUCGCCAUUAGGACGUUCCCUCAGACUGAGUCAUUCUCAAGAUCUGAACACUGUAGCGGUUUAGCGUCGGUGCUCGUUUCUCCUUUUCGUAGGAAGUUUUUCUCUACGGAGACAAAUUCUGUUGAUUCUUCUUCUUCUCGAGAUGGUUCAAUUUCGGAGCCUGAUGUGCCUCCUCGCAUAAAGUUUAAGCGAUUGGAUAAAACUGCGAGGCACAUUAUGCAGAUUUUAGAUAAGGAAGCAGUGGAGGAGGCGAGAGAGAAGAGAGAGAUACCUGAUAUAAAGCCUGGUUAUAUUGUGCAACUCAAAGUGGAAGUGCCUGAGAACAAGAGGCGUGUUUCUAUUAUAAAAGGGAUUGUUAUUGCGAGGCGUAAUGCUGGCCUUAAUUCGACCUUUAGAAUUAGGAGGCUGGUGGCUGGGGUUGGGAUUGAGUCUCUGUUCCCACUGUAUUCACCUAACAUAAAGGAGAUAAAGGUGCUUGACAAGAAGAAAGUAAGAAGGGCCAAACUCUACUACCUGAGGGAGAAAAUGAAUGCACUUAAAAACUAAUAGCGAUCUACAUUCUACUGGAACUUUUUUAUUAUCCGUAAUUUUUUCUAUACCAAGUAGGUGGUUCCGUGUUCAUUACUUGCUGCUGCUGUUUUGUUGUCAACAAGAAUUUUGUUUCAAUUCUGCUGUUUUGAAUGCAUUA
Molecule: messenger RNA, 826 nt
Organism: Abrus precatorius (Indian licorice)
Lineage: Eukaryota; Viridiplantae; Streptophyta; Magnoliopsida; Fabales; Fabaceae
Product: 50S ribosomal protein L19, chloroplastic-like
Exons: 5
Coding region: 28-684 (218 amino acids)
Biological process (GO): translation; ATP biosynthetic process
Cellular component (GO): ribosome
Molecular function (GO): ATP hydrolysis activity; ATP binding; structural constituent of ribosome
Source: RefSeq, a predicted model, not a curated record